Synchiropus splendidus (mandarinfish) is the source of this 2192-nucleotide messenger RNA. RefSeq names its product R-spondin 3 (gene rspo3). The transcript has 6 exons. Lineage: Eukaryota; Metazoa; Chordata; Actinopteri; Syngnathiformes; Callionymidae. The record is from RefSeq and is a predicted model, not a curated record. The coding region runs from base 517 to 1494 and encodes 325 amino acids.
GGAGUGAAACGUCGCGCGCUCCACGCUCGGGCAAACUUUUAACUUGUGCCAUUUUUAAAAUUGUAUUUCUUUGCUCCUCUGGUGCCUUUUCUUCUUCUUCUUCUGAUGUAAUUCUUGCUCUGGUGGGCUUCUGUGGAUGCUAGAGGGAAGCGGACAACUGGAUCCACGGCGCAGCAGAGGAGCAGGACCGGUGGCGUGAAAGCUCUGGAGGAAUUUUACGCAACGUUUUUUGCCUUAUUUGAGAGAUCAUAUCGGAGGGAAUGGUCAUAUUUGCAUCACGGAUAAAGGAGUCCUGACUCGGUCUGACGCGAACACAGACCUUCUGAAGGAUGAUUAUACAAACGAGUUUCAUCAAUCAAUGGCCCGAUGUGUAUCACCACAGCAUGUCACCCGGGUCCGGCACGUUUUAGGAAGCAUCCAUCCCCAGCCAUCUGCCUCAGUGAGAGGCAGCGCGUCAGGAGACUCUGAGUGGAGAAGUGUUUCGGUGAACAUUGGCGGCUUCAUCCGUGGGCUACUAUGCAAUUACAACUGAUCUCCUUUGUUUUGAUCAUCUUGCACGGCAUGGAAUACACUGGAUGUCAGCAGCACAGCAGCUCCAGACACCGGCAACAUAAACAGAUCUCUGGUGUGAGCUCGGGGUGCCAGCAGGGCGGCUGUCUGACCUGCUCUGACUACAAUGGGUGCCUGUCCUGCAGGCCGCGCUUCUUCAUGCACCUGGAGAGGAUCGGGAUGAAGCAGAUCGGGGUGUGCAUGACGUCCUGCCCUCCAGGCUUCUACGGCACUCGCUCUCCAGACAGAAACACCUGCACAAAGUGCAGGUCGGAGUGUGACUCCUGUUUCAACAAGAACUUCUGCACGCGCUGUCGACCGGGGUUCUACCUUCACCUGGGUAAAUGCCAGGAGAGCUGCCCUGACGGGCUGGUCCGCAGCGACGCACACAGAGAGUGUGUUCUCAAGUGUCCUGCCGACUGUGAAUCUUGCGUGAAUAGUGAGACGUGUACAAGGUGCCGGGCGGGCCUGUACCAGCUCAAUGGAAGGUGCCACCACGUGUGUCCAGACGACUUUGAGCCCAGCGACAAACUCAUGGAGUGCACCCCUCAAGUUCACUGUGAGGUGGGGGAGUGGAGCGAGUGGAGUCCCUGCUCUCGCUCCGGCAGAACCUGUGGCUUCAAGCGGGGUCAGGAGACCCGCACGAGGCAGGUCCAGCAGUACCCAUCUCCGUUUGGCAAGCCGUGCCCCGACAUCUCUGAGAUCAAGGAGUGUCUGGUGAAGAGAAGAAAAUGUCCAGGCAUACGGCGGAAGACUGACCGAAGAGAAAGGAGGAAUCGCAACAACCGUAAAGAUAAGGAGAGCCAAGAGGGGAAGCGGGAGAGAAAGCGGGACAGGGAGAGAGACGCCAGUGACCGUGAGGAGAGCAGAAACAAAACAGAGCACAGGCAUCGCAGAGGCCACGACACAGAUCUACUCCUUCCCCAAGGAGACCUUUCGCAGUAGUGUCCUGGACACUCGCGAGUCAAAGACCUCCAACCCCCCCCUCCUCCAGGCCUUCUCCACCUAAUGUUCUCCCCCUCUGCCCCUCGCUGCAGGGGUGAUGCUGCUACCUGUAUGAUUUGAAGACUCUGUCAAUGCACAAGUGGGACGUUGCCCAUUCAGCCAAACGGCUCGGCGCCACCGCGGACUUCAAAUGUUUUCUUCACUUCUGAAAGACUUUUGGAAAAGUGCAAGAGACGCUGCUGAGACUUUUGUUGGUACUGAAAAACAACAAGCAAAGGGGUGUCUUUGUGUGGAGGACAGAAGACACACAGACUGAGAUGUUUAAUGUUGAGUUAUUUAAUGGGACGCUGUGACAGCUUCGUGUCUUGGUUUUUUGAAUGUAGACAAAAUUAUUUAGAGCAAGUGUUCAUUAUUGAUGUUCCUGAUGUUUUUUUUUUUUUUAGACCUCCUGAUUUCUGGUGCAGAUUUUCAUAGGGACAGUAAGUUUGCCAUUUCAUUGCAAUUUAAAACACAAGUGACUGAAUUUUAAAACCCCUAACAUGUGCCCUGUAUGUCUGUGCUCUCAGUAACUAGAAACCAACAGCACCUGUAUGUCAAAUAAAACUAUAUUGGGUUUGUACCCGCGUCUGUUUUUAUCUGCGACUUUGGUAUCAAGCCUGUUAUUUUUAGAAAGGUCAAAGGUCGUUAGGCAUGCUUUC